CCUUCAUGUAUGUAAAUUUACUUAAAGUCAAACUUCUAUUACAUACAAAUGUAUGGAAAGUAUAAUCAAUAUACAUUAGGACUGCACAACCUUGUUUUAUGAGGAUGUGAGAGGCUGGCGCCAGGGAGUUUGAAGAGCAGUUCCUGUGUUGUUACUGAGGCAAAUUGGAAUCCAACAUGACAGAUAAAAAUAUUUUUGAGAUGAGCGCAUAUGAAAAGAGGCUGAAGAGCUUCAAGAAGUGGCCAUUUAGUAGCGACACGGGAAUGAGUAAAGAGAAGAUGGCUGCUGCUGGAUUCUACUUCACAGGCAGUAAGAAGGAACCUGACCUGGCCAAAUGUUUUGUAUGUCUCAAGGAACUUGAUGGUUGGGAAGAGGAUGAUGAUCCAUGGGAUGAGCAUAAAAAACAUGCUCCAUACUGCCAGUUCAUCCAGCUUAAUAAAUCAGAAGAUACAAUGACAUUUCAAGACAUGUAUGAUUUGGAGAUGCAUCGACAGUGUAACAUGAUUACAAAGAUACUGAAAAAGAAGCUGGAAGAGUUCAAGAAACAAGCUGAGGCGACACGAGAAGUUCUACAAAGUCUUGUCUAGUUACUCUCUUGCAAUUUAUACAGUAAACCUACAGUUUUCUUUUCUUUUCUUUCUUUUUCUUUUUGGGGUUUUUCUUUCUUUUUGGGUCACCCUGCCUCAGUGGGGUGGCCAACUUGUUAACAAAAAAAUACAAUUUUAUACAGUGGGGAACCAAUAUACAUGUAGUGUUAGUAUCUUUUGAAAAUUUAUAGUUGCGUGUUUGAUACUUGGAACCCAUUUUCUCAGUGUGGAUGUAGUAUAGUGUAGGUAGGUAGUAGCGAGUAUAUUUCCUUGAGUGUGCGUAUGGCAAGAGGUCCUAUUCCUCAUCCACUGAACGUGUCCAGUAUGCUGGCUAAUGAAACAGAUUGAAGAAAAUUGUAAAUAUUAAAUCUAUGGUUCUGGAUCAAUCUACCAAACAAAUGUGAAUACUCUGUAAAUGCAUUAUUUAUUUAGAAUAAGUAACAUCACAAAACUAAAAUUAUAAAUGCUAAACCAAUAUUGGUAUAAGUAUAAUAAACUGAGCAGUGACAAAGUGGAAGGGUUCAAAAAUAGAUAUGACUGCUGUUCCAUGCCAGAGGUAAAGCCAAGAGCUAGAAUUCCUCCUGCAAACUCCAAAUAGGUAAUUACAGGUGUCUAUACAUUGAAUAGUAUUUCUUAAACUUAACAUUAAAAAAUGGCUUUAGAUAAUUUGUGUGUUGCCAGUGGUGGGCACGGCUAACCGAAAAGUUAGCUUUGCUAACCGCUAAUCCUUGCUGUACAGUCCUUGUGGCUUAGCGCUUCUUUUUUGAUUAUAAUAAUAAUAACCGCUAAUCCGCUAGCUAAAAAAUUAGCUCCGUUAACACAAAACGGUCGAAAACGUUAACAGAAGCUAACACUAAAUGCUAACCUCUAACUUUUUCACAUGAAUUCAGAUUCGGUUUAGUUGUUUGGUCUUUUACUUUUAAGACUUUUAGAACAGACCUGGAGAGCUUACUAAUAAGAUAUAAGGUUUUAACGAGACAAGAUUUCUGCAAAAUAAAGAAAAUGAUGAAAAGUGAAAUUUUGUUAAUUUUUUAGGCUAAUGGAAAGGACAGUGUUGCAAACAGUACUCAUCUUUAAUACUCGAGUAUAAGUACCAGUGUUGUAAAGUAAUGAAGUAAAACUACUUGAGUAUUUUACUUAAGUAACAGUUUUUGGUAUUUGCUUUUUAAAAAGUACUGAAAUUGCUCAUUACUUUUACUUAAGUACUGAAGUCUGUUAUUACUUUACUUCACUACAAUCUGAUAAUGAUACAUUAUUCGCUGCAGACUCCUCAACAACACCUCAGGAGGAACAGAAACAUCUCCCCUGUUCAUGAUGAUGAGUGACAAUGCACCCUGGUGAUCGCUGACACUGUAAGACUAUAACAAUGCUGCUGCUGCGUUGACAAGUCAUGUUUACACGUCAGCCAAUAGCAUUCCUGACUGACUGUUGGAGAAACACCCACAACAGACAGGAACAAACACGUGCGCCAUUGAAAAGGCAUUGCUUCCUGACAACCAACAACGUAUGAAAUUUUUUUUAGCGGACUGAAAGUUAGCGGAACUUUAUUUAGCAGAAGCUAAUUGGUCUGCUAACGGUUUCCAAAGUUAGCGGAAACACUAAUCCGCUAAACAAAAAGUUAGUUCCGCUAAUUAGCGGUUAGCGGAACUGUGCCCACCACUGGCUGUUGCUAAUGUCAAUAAUUUAACUCGGGAAAGAAACUGAACUCUGUAGAUAGAGCAUGGACACUCAGCAAGGAUGUUACACUCUUUAAUAUCUAUAGUUUCCUAUUUUCUUAGGGGCUUAUACAGAUACAUGUGCUGACAGUUGUAAUGAACUGCAAGAAUUAAAUUACAAAGUGGUUGGAAAUAUACAUUGUCAUCUGGAGCAUUUGACUUCUCACUGAUCUUAAGUAGCCAGAGUACAACCAUGUUCUACUUUUAACUUUUUUUUUUUUUUAAUUUCUUAUGCCUUUCUAUCAUAGGAAAAGGAUUAUAUAUGAUAGUUGUAAAUAAUUAUGAAUCACUGCCACUAAGGUAGUUUGAUAAAUACCUACCAAAUAGUGUUAAACAUAUUGGCCAUUUCCUAGCAAGUAGUAGUCCUGAGAGAAUGUAUUUUAGAAGACUUCCCCCCUCAGCUAAGGUGGUCUCAAGAUUCACUUGUUGAAGGCUUUAACAAAAUUUAUAUACAUAUAUUGUAGUGUACAUGUAUCAGCAUAUACAGUAUAUAAAUGUUCUUUAUAGAUGUCAUUUUCUAAAUAUUUUGAAGAAAAUUCAGGUUGUAGAAAUGUUAUAUUUUAUAUGAAUUAUCUUCAAACUUGCAUGUCUUAAUUAGUUAUCUUAACUCUUAAAUGGUCCAAACGUAUAUAUACGUUUUUUCAACAUUUGAAAGUAUGUACAAAAAAUGUAGAUCUUCUUUCUUGUUUUACAUUCGAAAAUGUGUAAAAAAACUUUUAUCUACAAUUUUUUUUUUUAUAUUUGAAAAUAUGUAAAAAAAACAUAGAUCUACUUUUGGAGCACUACGGAUUUGAACGUCGAUCUGUUUGGACCUUUUAAGGGUUAAAUGUAUAAUUUUGAAAUGUGCAAGACCUUGUGAUGUUACAAGUUUAUGUAUUCUGACUUAUGAUGGAUUUGAGACUUUGAAUACUGCAUAAUCAUUUCAGACAAGUUUUGCAAGAGGUUUUUACACUUCCAUUAACUCUUUAUAUGGACUGUUGUUUGUAUGGUCUACUGUUUCACUGGUUUUCCAAGCAGUCUUGAAUUUCAUGUGUUCAUGUUUUAAUUUUUUAAGACUUACUCUUGGUAGAAAUUGAGAAAAUUUGGAUAGUAUCCAACAUUAGGUGAAACAUUAAAUCAUUACGCUCAGGAGGUCCCUCCAAUUCCUGUGGCACUGUAUAAUCAAUGAGUUUAAUGCUCUUCCUCCCACAUGAAUAUAAUACGUCCUCGCUUAACGACGGAGUUCUGUUCUUAAGACCACAUCGGUUAACGAAUUCAUUGCUAGGUGAGGAGCAUACUAUAAUGGUAGUGGAUUUGUAUCAACCAUCUUUGAUAUUGCUUAAAUGCCACCUUUGCACAGUAUGUUCUUUAAUUAAUGCCUUUACAGUAAUGUACUAUAUAUUGUAAUAACAGAAUAGAGGAAAUCUGCUCUAAUGAACAUUAUUUAGGUAUAUAUAUUCAUCAGAGAGCCCAUCAUGAGUCUGAGGCGUCGGUAAAUGAGUAUGUCGCCAAGUGAGGAGAUGCUGUACUGUACAGUCACAAGGAAAUGAUAAACCUGUAGAUGUCAUACAACACCUGGGUAAAUGAGAGUCAAUCAGGUUUGAUACAAGGAAGCAGAUGUCAGCUCCAGUACUUCGAUCAAGUGCUUUCAUGGUAUUGAGGACCCUCCCUUUGGGUGAAAUUUAAAAAAUCCAGCACAGAGACCAACCUAUUGCAUCUUGCCUAUUUUUAGGAACUUUAAGUAUACACAGUUUAGUUGCUAUAUUAACCUUGUUAAGUUUACUGUGUGAGGUUAGCCAAAUAAAAAUGCAUUUUCUAUAA
Molecule: messenger RNA, 4102 nt
Organism: Cherax quadricarinatus
Lineage: Eukaryota; Metazoa; Arthropoda; Malacostraca; Decapoda; Parastacidae
Gene: Det
Product: baculoviral IAP repeat containing deterin
Source: RefSeq, a predicted model, not a curated record